Molecule: messenger RNA, 2026 nt
Organism: Cladocopium goreaui
Lineage: Eukaryota; Dinophyceae; Suessiales; Symbiodiniaceae
Source: the annotation of a GenBank genome assembly
GCUCAAUCGGUUUCCCUAGUUAUCGUCCCCGGUCACCGGUCGCCGGGGUCGCCGGUCGCCAUGCUCUUCGGAGUUGGAAAAUUCAUGACCACUGUCUCGCUGCUGUUGGGGGCACAGGAGUUGCACCUGGACCGUGUCAACACAUCGGUUGGGGUGCACCAAGCACAGGCGUACCAGCAGAAGAAUAUGGACUUGAGCUUCAUCGUCAACCUGCGGGAGGAGAUUCGGGACUUCAUGACGAUCUUCGUUGGCAGAAUGAGCAACAACAUGAUUAUGGGCACGUUGUUUCUGGGCAUCGCUGCAUCCUUCAUUUGCGAGGGCACAAUUGAUGAGACCGCACCUGAUUUCUUGCAUCACUCCUUCUACCAUUGCAUCGUGAUUUCCUUCUUCUUUUUCGGCCUAGCGAUGGUCUUUGCGAUGAAGGCGGUCAGCGUGUCGUAUGCCGAGAGCCGGCAGUACCUGCUGCAUAUGGUGCCAGAUCAACUGAGUUUUGAUGACUUCGACUACGUGGAAAAGGUGAAUAGUUCAAUGAAGAAAUGGCGCCUCCCAGUUUUCGCCCGAUUCUUCCAGAAGGGAACAGACCUUCCCCUGGAUGAGCUCAGCACAAAGAAAACGCCGAGGCCACCUCCAGGAGAGAACAAGUUCAAGGCAACUGGAGAAUUCAACAAACUCUGGGAACCAAGCGCCGACGCUUCCAAUGAGUGCAUGGGCAAUGGCAUUUGCGCACUCUGCCAGGGCUUUGCGCUCUUUGCACUGGGCCACGAAUAUGACCGGAGUCAUUGGGGAGCGGUGAAUCUCUAUGUGACCCUCAGCGUAGCUGGUGUCCUUGUGGCAAACCGAAUGUUGACCAUCAAGUUCGAGAGCGAAAAGGAGCCGCCCAAGAGAAGCUUCCGCUUGUGCAUUCGACUCUUCACCGUGGCGGUUCCUCUGAUGUUUCUACUGGGCGAUCUCAGCAGCAGCGAAGAGGUGGUCUUUUGCUCCUAUCUGAUGAUGGCGCUCCUGCACAGCCUGCUGACCUGGAUGGUUCUGCCAGCAGCUGAGUCCAAAGAGACGCCACAGCAGAGCUACGAAGUGAAGGACUUGGAGGCGCAGGAGACUUUGGGGCCGAUGCUACAUGACUUGUUGGCGCAGAGCCGUGAGAAUGCACGCGAAUCCAUGAAGGACACCAAGCGAGUGCAUGCCACAGGACACAUUGUAGCUGCCUUCGCAUGGUUCAGCUUAUCCCUUUGGAUUGCCGCACGAGCAGUGGGAUCAUUUCACUUCAACCAGAGGAUUGACCCAAGUGCCGUGGAGCAGCUAUCUAUCAAUUGGCCCAAUGGCCUCGUCGCAUUUCACGCGCAAGCUCUCAGCUGUUCAGGAGAUGGAAAACAUCUUUGGAUUGCGAAUAGGCGGGGUAUCUACAAGGUCUCGGGCGGUGUCUCUGGAGGGAACCUGGAACCGAUUCAAUGUUCGCCUGUUUCAGGACAUCUACUUGAUAUGACCGCGGCCUGUGACGCCGAGACUGGCAGAUGUUCCAACCUCGCCUUGACUUCGAACAAUGACCUCAUCAACUGUGAGACGCAGGAGAGAUAUCCGUGGUACCAGCGGUUGGUGAACAUCACCUCAAUUUCCGCCGGCGGCAUGGAGGAUCUGUGGUAUUUUGAUGGAAUUGACAUCAUUCACAACAAGAGCAAGUUGGAGAUGCCUGUGGACGGGUAUCCGCUGAAGAAGUUCGAAGUCCUCGGAGCCAAGGGAUCUCUGUUCUUUGCAGAAGAUGGACGUCUGGAACUCCGUAGAUCUGAAGGCGAGGAACUGGGUCGACAGAAGGACUGGCAGCUGCCCAGCGUCGCCACUGAAACCCUCCGAGGGGCAUGUGUGCUAGACCAGGGCGAAUCGGUCGUAGUUGCUCUGCAGGAUGCGAAUUCGAAACGGCCGAGAGUUCUGAAGAUUUCCUUGAAAUGAGAAAACCAAAAACACCGGGCGCCGUGUGCCCCCCGCGCGGACAGAACCUACGGUGGGUAACUGUAGGUGGUGACAUAUAUGCGAC